AUGCGGCGAAGAACAGGAGAGGUACGAAUAGUGGAGGUCGGUCCACGCGACGGAUUACAAAAUGAAUCGACAUCCAUACCGUUGGAGACUAAGAUUGAGCUCAUACGGCGUCUAGCUCAGACUGGUGUAAGGGAUAUCGAGGCUGGAUCCUUUGUUGCACCAAAAUGGGUGCCUCAGAUGGCAAACUCAUCAGAAGUCCUCAAUUACCUCCUUGGCCACCCUCCUGCUGCACCAGUCCCGAUUGCGUUCAACUUCCUUGUCCCCAAUCUCAAAGGCCUCCAGAACUUCCUUAAGGCCUCGGACGACGACAAUGCUCCCAUCACCUCAUCUGAAGACCCGAACAAGAUGCCUACAACACCUCCGUUACUAAAGCCUGAUGAGAACGGAGAGACAGGGGAGCAGGGGCCGAUGAUAUCAACCGAAGAUCCAAAUAAGAUGUCUUCAGACACAUCAAGCAAGGACAAUUCGAUACAGCCCAACAACUCGUCUGCGUUCUCCAACUCAAUGGAGGUAUCUCUAUUCACUGCAGCGACAGAAGAAUUCUCCAAAAAAAACACCAAUUGCACGAUCGCAGAAUCACUGGAACGAUGUAGGCCGAUUGUGUCCCUUGCAAAGUCGCGGAACAUCCGAGUGCGUGGCUACGUAUCGGUAGCACUUGGCUGUCCGUAUGAAGGUCCUGACGUUCCUCCGGCGAAGGUGGCAGAAAUUACUGCAACUUUGCUGGAAAUGGGUGCAGAUGAAGUCUCUGUAGCAGACACCACUGGCAUGGGCACAGCACCGAAGACCCAAGAGCUCCUCAAAGCCCUGUUCGGAGCUGGGAUAUCCGCCAAGGACUUAGCAUUGCAUUUGCACGACACGUAUGGACAGGCCCUCGUCAAUGCUGUGGUGGGAUUAGAGCAGGGCAUCAGGACGUUCGAUAGCAGUGUCGGUGGGCUAGGCGGUUGUCCAUACUCGAAAGGCGCUACUGGGAACGUUGCGACAGAAGACCUCCUCCAUUGCUUGCAUAGCCUUGGCGCCAUCACGGGAGUAGACGUUGAGAAGAUGGCAGAAAUUGGCAAUUGGAUAUCCAAAGAACUCGGCAGACCCAACGAUAGCCGAGCAGGGAAGGCUUAUCUGGCAAGGUUAUCUUCGUAG
Messenger RNA from Letharia columbiana, 1134 nucleotides. RefSeq lists its product as uncharacterized. The coding region runs from base 1 to 1134 and encodes 377 amino acids. Gene Ontology annotation, biological process: L-leucine catabolic process; ketone body biosynthetic process. NCBI's taxonomy places the organism in Eukaryota, Fungi, Ascomycota, Lecanoromycetes, Lecanorales, Parmeliaceae. The record is from RefSeq and is a predicted model, not a curated record. The transcript has 2 exons. Gene Ontology annotation, molecular function: hydroxymethylglutaryl-CoA lyase activity.